Messenger RNA from Symbiodinium pilosum, 225 nucleotides. NCBI's taxonomy places the organism in Eukaryota, Dinophyceae, Suessiales, Symbiodiniaceae. The record is from the annotation of a GenBank genome assembly.
AUGUCUUUUGACGAAGCCAUGCAGAUGAGCAAGGAACUAAGAAAUUAUGUGAGGGAUCCGAAGCGAAGCAGGGACGAGAUUGCUGACCUAGAGGCAGAAUUCGCUCAAAGUUGGAGUUUGGAAGCUCCUGCAGAGCUUCGUGAAGUCUUGGAGCAAGUCCUCUUUCCAGAGAUCGUUGCUGCACGUGAGGAGCGAGAAUCCCGGCAGCCAAUUGCUCGUCUCUGA